Caenorhabditis angaria is the source of this 2362-nucleotide messenger RNA. The record is from the annotation of a GenBank genome assembly. Lineage: Eukaryota; Metazoa; Nematoda; Chromadorea; Rhabditida; Rhabditidae.
AUGACUUGUACACACGCAGCUCUCAGGAGAAAUGAUUUGGUGAAACUUGGAUUCCGAUAUGAUAAUAUUGUGAUGGAAGAAGCGGCGCAGAUUUUGGAAGUUGAGACAUUCAUUCCACUUUUGUUGCAAAAUCCACAAGAUGGACACAAUCGAUUGAAACGAUGGAUUAUGAUUGGAGAUCAUCAUCAAUUGCCGCCAGUUGUGCAAAAUCAGGCAUUCCAAAAAUAUUCGAAUAUGGAACAAUCGUUGUUUGGGCGACUUGUGAGAUUGGGAGUGCCGAAUGUUGAAUUGGAUAAACAGGGUCGCGCUAGGAAAGAGUUAGUUUUUAUGGGGUUUUGAGGAAGAGCUGAAAAAUCUUUCGAAAUUUUUGAAGAGCGAGGUUGUAGAACUCCAAAACUGAGCCCAAAUUUCAAAAUAAUUCAAUUUUGAAAUGGAAAUGUUGAAAUAUGUUCAAAUAUGGCUGUUGAAAAAUUCCCUGCACUAUGUAUAAUUUUUUGGAAAAAAAGUAGAAAAAUCGAAUUUUUUGAUGCAAAACAAAAUUUUUCUGAACCUUUUUCCUGAAUGUUUAGAAAAAAUUUAUAUUUUCAUUACUCAUAAAAUUUUAUGGGUUCGAUUUUUCAUUGAUUUUUCUGCUGUUGUUUUUUCCCACGAAUAAAUUUUCAUAUGAAAAUAUCAAUAUUAAUUUUUUCCCAGAAUCGCUGAACUUUAUCAAUGGAGAUAUAAAAAUCUUGGAAAUUUGCCACAUGUUUUAUCGUCCGACAAAUUCAUGGUGAGAAUACGCUAUUUUAUUGCUCAAAAGCCCCGAUGGGAGAAAAAUCAAUUUCUUGUUUUUCUUUUUCUCGCUGGUUUUUUUUGAUAAGACCUGUCAAGGUUACACGCUUUUUAGUAGUAGUAUUAUCAACAAAAAAAGUAAAAUGUUGCGAUUUUUGAGUGAGAGAGUUACAAAGUUUUUUUUUGUUCUACAGGGUGCAAAUGCUGGUUUCGCAUUCCCAUUUCAAUUCAUCAACAUCGAAGAUUUCAAUGGAAAUGGAGAAUCGUGUCCAACACCGUAUUUCUAUCAAAAUUUGGGUGAAGCUGAAUACGCCGUCUCGCUUUUCACAUAUAUGAGAAUUUUGGGAUAUCCCGGAGAGAAGAUUUCGAUUUUGACGACUUAUAAUGGACAAGCUCAAUUGAUUCGAGAUAUUAUUCAGAGAAGAUGCGAGAAUAAUCCAUUGAUUGGACCACCUGGAAAGAUUUCGACUGUUGACAAAUAUCAAGGACAACAGAAUGAUUUUGUGAUUUUGUCGUUGGUUAGAACCAAACAUAUUGGACAUAUUCGGUAAGGAUUUGAAGAAAUGAAAAUUUAAAGUUCUGAAAUUUCACUGCAAUCAUCUGAAACUAUGUGCAUUUUUCUAGGUUUUUUGAAUUUUUCAAAAUUUAAAGACACGUAGAAAACUAGAAAUCGUUCAAAAAUCAUUGUUUGCAUGUUUUUUAUCAUCCUUUAAAUAGUGGAAGUACAUAAACAAAAUUGAAAAAUAUUGAGUUUAGCGAAAGUCAAAAAAAGAAAUUUCCUUUUUUGAAAUCGCUCAGCCGACGCAAAAUUUAGUGUUUGCACAAAUGUUCGUGAUUUGCCGCACAUGUGUGCAUUCUUAGCAUACCGUACCACCACAUUUUAUUUAUUUAUUUCUUUUUUCAAACGAACAACACACAACUUUGAAAAAGGCGCGCGUUCAAAUUUUGAAGAUUACGAACACACAAUUCUAGUUUUCUACGUGUCUUUAAUCCCAAACCUCCUUACUCAACCCCCUUUUCCCCCCAAAAACCACCAAUUUUUCUCCAGAGAUGUUCGUCGUUUGAUCGUUGCCGUUUCUCGUGCUCGCCUCGGUUUAUUCGUCCUCGGAAGAAUGAAUUUGUUCAAAAAUUGUUUUGAAUUGACAACUGUUAUGAAAUUGGUAGGCCUCAAAAUUACAAGGGAAAAAUUUAAUAUCAAUAAUUUUGCAGUUCACCAAAACCGUCCCGAAAUUGCUGCUUUUGCCAUCCGAAACAAAUCCGACUGAGAGAAAAUUGAACGAAAGAGCAACAGUUUGCGAUCCAAUGCCAAUCGAAGAUGUCUAUCAUAUGGUCAAAUUCGUACACGAUUUCUAUAUGUGUAAUGUGGAAGCAUUAAAAGCCAAAUUAUGAAGCUGCAGUUGCGCAACAUUUAGAAACUCAAAGACAAUUGAAUCCACCAGUUCAAGAAGAAAUGGACGUCGAAACAGAGGCUGAAAAAAGACAACGAGAACAUUUGGAAAAGAAAAAACAAAAAGAAGAGGGAGAUAAAAAAGAGGCUGAUAUUGUAUUCGAAGAUAUGGAUCAUGAAAAAAUGGAAAACGUUGGCAUAUAA